AUGCCGCGUGCCUCAGGUGAUCGACCGCACGACCUGAAAAUCCGACUGUUCAUCGCCUUCCACUACACCAACCAUCGAAUACCCUUUACGAAUACCUUGGUGCAUCCGUAUGCAGCGACCCUAAUUCGACCAGAUCAACAAAGCCGGAUUACUUGCAUUGCUUCCUCGGGUCGUUCGAUCACUACCGUCACUACUUGCUACCUCCCUUCCCCCGAGCGUCAUCUUCGUCGAGAACCAGAUAUCAUCGUGUCUCCCGCCGACUCCCCCGAUCCUUUCCGGCUCCGGCCACCGCCAGGCCAGAUCAUGGUCAAGGCAGCAGCAGCAGCCAGUGCCCCGGCUGGGCCUGGCAUCUACAGUGCGACCUACAGCGGGAUACCUGUAUAUGAGUACCAGUUCGGAGUAGAUCUGAAGGAGCAUGUAAUGCGCCGACGUGUUGACGACUGGAUCAACGCAACACAUAUUCUCAAGGCCGCCGGCUUCGACAAACCCGCGAGAACUCGCAUCUUGGAACGCGAGGUACAAAAGGAUCAGCACGAGAAGGUCCAGGGCGGGUAUGGAAAGUACCAAGGCACAUGGAUUCCUCUGGAAGCAGGCGAGGCUUUGGCCCACCGAAACAACAUAUUCGACAGGUUACGGCCCAUCUUUGAGUUUUCUCCUGGGCCUGACAGCCCGCCUCCGGCCCCACGCCACACGAGCAAACCCAAGCAACCAAAGAAGCCAGCGGUGCCAAGAUUCAACAACAAGGCUCGCGCAGUAGCAAAACAGGCAGCACCACAGCUACAUUACCAGCCCUCCCUACAUCCCCACGAUGCCUACGAGAACGGGGACAUGUUGGUGGACGAAGACGACACGCCAGACAACCUGACCGUCGCUUCAGCUUCCUACAUGGCCGAAGACGAUCGUCCAGACCUGUCGCACUUUUCGACCGGACACAGGAAACGCAAGCGCGAAGAGCCUACCGAGAGUAUGAUUGAGCAGCAGCAUAGAAUCUACGGUGAUGAACUGUUAGAUUACUUCCUGCUGUCCAGGAAUCAACCGACGCCAGCCAUGCGUCCGGAACCUCCCGUCAACUUUAGGCCCAACUUUCCCAUAGACGCAGACCAGCAUACCGCUCUCCAUUGGGCUGCCUCGAUGGGCGAUAUCGACAUUAUCAAACAGCUUUUUCAGUUUAAUGCUCAGCCAGAUUCGAGGAACGUACGGGGUGAGACACCGCUGAUGAGGGCCGUCACAUUUACCAACUGCUACGAUAAGCAAACCUUUCCUGUCGUUCUCAAGGAGCUCUUCCACACAAUCAACAUCCGGGACCUAUCUGGUUGCACCGCCAUUCAUCAUGCGGCCAUUCUCAAGGGCGGUCGUGUUCACAGCCCAACGUGUUCACGGUAUUAUCUGGACAACAUCCUCAAUCGAUUGCAGGAGACUCAACACGACCCCAACUUUGUUCAGCAGCUCCUCGACGCCCAGGACAACGAUGGCAACACGGCCGUUCAUCUUGCGGCGCAGCGCGGCUCGAGCAAAUGCAUUCGUGCCCUCCUGGGCCGUGGUGCCAGCACUGACAUUGCGAACAACGAGGGCAUGAUUGCUGCAGAUAUGAUCAAGGAGCUCAAUGCCAGUAAGAAGUUGCGCUCAGUACCACAGAGAUCCUCGUCUCCAUUCGCACCCGAGUCGGCUAGGAGACAGGUUUCAUUCCGCGAUGCGUUGGCUGGUGAUGUCGGCGCCAUGACCCUUGGCGCGGGGAACAGCCACAGCAACAAGAUGACAGCCAGCCUCAAGUCGGAGGCCGCCCUCACCGUACAGAACAGAAUCACACCUCUGGUCUUUGAGAAGUUCCACGAUCUGGCCAGGUCCUACGAGGACGAGUUCACGAUAAAAGACGAAGCCGAGCGCGAGGCGACACGAAUCUUGGCGAAUGCACAAGCCGAGCACACCUCUUUAACAAACAAGCUUGCGGAGCUGGGAUCGCAGCUCUUGCCGCCAGAGCAAGCUUUCGGCAUCGACGGUGAACUGGAGAUAGUCACAGGCAAGGUCAAGGCAGUCGUCUCCACACUAAAUCGUCUUCACGUCGAAGGGCUAGUAGAGCGGGAGCUGGACGCAAGCAUGAACGGUGAUUCCAAUGGGAAUACCAACAGCAUCGAGGAGAGGCUCGCUUUGGCCAACGAGCUUCGCUAUCUUCUAGGCGAACAGCAGAUGGCCGAGACAGAGUACAUUGAGGCACUCAGCAUGGUGGGCACGGGCGAGAAGAUCGACCAAUACCGGCGACUGCUCAAGAACUGCCUGGGUCCCUUGGCGGAAAACCUCGACGACAACCUGGAGGAGCUCGUUGCCAUUAUGGAAGAAGAGGUGUCGGAUGGCAUGCUGAACAGUACCGCCGACGGCCCAUCAUCGGCAACAAACGGCCUGGUGGGUGGCGAGACGAUGGACCUUGCGCCACCAACAUCGGCUCUGUAG
This is a messenger RNA of Pyricularia pennisetigena, 2445 nucleotides long. RefSeq lists its product as uncharacterized. NCBI's taxonomy places the organism in Eukaryota, Fungi, Ascomycota, Sordariomycetes, Magnaporthales, Pyriculariaceae. The coding region runs from base 1 to 2445 and encodes 814 amino acids. The record is from RefSeq and is a predicted model, not a curated record. The transcript has 4 exons. Gene Ontology annotation, molecular function: DNA binding; transcription regulator activity; protein binding. Gene Ontology annotation, cellular component: SBF transcription complex; MBF transcription complex.